Molecule: messenger RNA, 2049 nt
Organism: Papaver somniferum (opium poppy)
Lineage: Eukaryota; Viridiplantae; Streptophyta; Magnoliopsida; Ranunculales; Papaveraceae
Product: protein trichome birefringence-like 11
Exons: 4
Coding region: 365-1795 (476 amino acids)
Cellular component (GO): Golgi apparatus
Molecular function (GO): O-acetyltransferase activity
Source: RefSeq, a predicted model, not a curated record
AAUUCUUUCCCCAUAAACUCACUCCUCAACUUCCUCUCUCUCCCCAGAGACAGUUAUUCAUGAUUCAGCCCAUGAAUGAAUGAGUGCUUUUUCAUUCUUGCUUCAUUCGCACCCAUUAGUACCUUCCAAAUCCAAUGCCAAAAAAAUUUAACCAUAAAAGGAAGAAAAAGAUUCAGUGCACAUAAUAAUAAUAACAAUUGGAAAGAAAAAAACAGACCAUUCUCGUCUUGUUAUAAUUACAAUGAAUCAUGUCUUUCUUUAACUACACUUAAUCUUUUUUUUCACUCAUUCUUGUUUCCAUCUCCAACUUUUCAAUCUCCCCAAACCCAUGCCUUAAGUUUGAUACAAGUCUUUCAAACUCUAAAUGACUGAAACUACUGAAGAAGACCCAACGAAACAAGAAUCCCCCUUCAUGGAGUUCUUGAGGAAUUUCAAACGCUUGAAACCCAUUGAAACGACAUUGUGCGGUUCUCUUGGUUUUUACUUUCUUACAAUUUUCAGUUUCUUAAGUUUCUUUUUUUACUUUGAUUACAGAGUUGUUAAUAACGGUGAGCAACAUAGAUUUCAAACAGAGAAGUUUAAGUGGUUAACUGCAGGUUCUUUUGAUCAUCAUAAUGAUAAGUAUGAUGUAAUGUUUGAUAAUGAUAGUGGUGGUGGUGGUGAUGUUGUUGAGAAGUUGAGAUUUCUUGAUGAUGGGAAGUGUGAUUUGUUUAAUGGUGAAUGGGUUUGGGAUGACACAUAUCCUUUGUAUCAGUCUAAAAAUUGUAUGUUUUUAGAUGAGGGUUUUAGAUGUUCUGAAAAUGGUAGACCGGAUAGUUUUUAUACUAAAUGGAGAUGGCAACCUAAAGAUUGCAACUUGCCCAGAUUUGAUGCAAAGGAUAUGUUGGAGAAGCUACGAAAUAAGAGAAUAGUUUUUGUUGGUGAUUCAAUUGGAAGAAACCAAUGGGAAUCACUUUUGUGCAUGCUCUCAUCAGUGGUUGUUGAUAAGGAUUCUAUCUACGAAGUGAAUGGAAGUCCCAUAACAAAGCACAAAGGGUUCUUGGUGUUUAAGUUCAAGGAAUACAAUUGUACAGUCGAGUACUACAGAGCUCCAUUUCUAGUUCUACAGAGCCGAGCACCAGCUGGAUCUCCAGAACAAGUUAAGACAACCCUGAAGCUACAUCAAAUGGACUGGACUUCUAGACAGUGGAAAGAUGCAGAUGUGCUGGUCUUUAACACUGGUCACUGGUGGAACUAUGAAAAGACUAUAAGAGGGGGAUGUUAUUUUCAAGAAGGUGAUGUUGUGAAGAUGGAAAUGAAUGUUGAAACUGCAUAUAGAAAGUCAAUUAAAACCUUGAUUAAUUGGAUAGAAAAAGAAGUAAAUAUGAGUAAGACUCGAAUCUUUUUUCGCACCUAUGCCCCCGUCCACUUCAGGGGCGGGGAUUGGAGAACGGGAGGGAGUUGCCACAUGGAGACACUACCAGAAUUAGGGUCCUCAUUAGCUCCACCUCGGACAUGGGUUCCUCUCAAUAUCUUCAAUGGCGUACUAGCAGAGCAAUCAAACAAGUCACGUGUGCUUGGAAUGGAUGUACUGAACAUAACUGAAUUGACUUCAAGAAGGAAAGAUGGGCAUUUAUCUUUGUUCUAUCUCGGUCCUAAGGAGAGCCCUGCACCUCUUCACAGGCAGGAUUGUAGUCAUUGGUGCCUGCCAGGAGUACCUGAUGCAUGGAAUGAACUACUCUAUGCACUAUUCAUUAGACGGGAGACAAAAACUCAAGAAAAAGUUUUGCAGGCAAACAUGAAAAACGCUUCUUGAUUAUAAUACACUAACAGAUGGUAGAAGGACCUGCACAAGAAUGAAGCCGUGGUCUCUUAAUUCCACAAUUGUUAAUUUCAGAUGACAGUUUUUCCAAACGAAGAGAAUCUAACGUGGUGUAUUAAAACUCCCCAGUUUCAAGAAAAAAAAGUUCUGCGGCCAAGUUCAUUUUGCCUGUUGUAUAGAUGGGAAAAUCCCAAACUGUAAUUAGAGACAUUACAAAGGCAUUUCAAUAUUAUCUUUUCUUUUCAUAA